CACUCCAUAACCACCACUGACCUCCCUCCCACUCCCAGCCGGGCCGGCGAUCAUGGCGGGUGCCGCAGGUGCGACUCCUCCUCUCCUCCCCGGCCUCCCGGACGAGAUCGCCAUCUGGGAGAUCCUCGUCCGGCUGCCCCCCAAAUCCGUCCUCCGCAGCCGCGCCGUCAGCCCCGCGUGGCGCCGCGUCACCUCCACCCGCGGCUUCCUCCUGUCCCACCACGCCCGCCAGCCCGCCCUCCCCCUCCAGUACACCCACAGCAUCGUCGCCGACGGCGGCGAGUCCCUGGACGUCGUCCCCUUCGACCACCGUGCAGGGGUCGCCGCCGCCGACCGGUUCCAGUGCGUCGCGCGACUGCAAAGGGCUCCCCACUUCUAUCAUGCUCCCCGCUUCUAUCUGGAGGCCUCCUGCGACGGCCUCCUCGUUCUCUCCUUCGGCUUUGACGACAUCUGCAUCUGCAACCUGGCAACUCGACAGUAUGCUCCGCUCCAGCAGGUUCAUGGAUUCAGCCCCGUGGAGCUGUAUCCUCACCCCUCUACCGGUGAGUACCGACUGUUGCUGUACCAGGGUGAAGAUCAAGAUGCCAUCUACGUUUUCACAGUAGGCUCCGGCCAGCCGCCGAGGCACAUAAGGUGCCUUGAUCCGCUCGAACUGCAAGAUUGCCCUGGACUCCUGUUCCAUGGUAGCCUAUAUUGGUACAUAGGCAACCGGAUAAUGGUAUUCGACACCACCGCCGAGUCGUUCCGGCAGAUCCGUGCUCCGGUGGCCAGUGACCAUGCCCGACUAUUUGAGAUGGGUGAUAUGCUUGGUGUCUCGUCUCUUAAUGAUGAGGAGACAGCCAUUGAUAUCUGGGUGAUGCGGGACUACCAAGGCGAGGUCUGGGAUUUCAAGCGUCGGAUUGACUUGCCGGCCGCGGAGAUCAGGCACCAGUGUCAAUGUUCUCUCUCUGAAGAGGAUGUGAUGGUUGUGCCUGGGGACGGUGAGUUGGUCGUGCUGGUCGGUUGUAAUGGCUGGCUGUUUCAGGUUGAUGUCAAUGGCAAGUUGAUUGCUAGUUUCCAACCCAGAGGCCUCAAUUCUACUCUAUAUGUGCUCAAGCAGACUCUUGUUCAACAUACCUUUUUUCCGGCACUAGAGGGUUAUGUUGUGAAUGCCUCGCCAUUUAUCUGACCAGAUGAUUAUGUUAUCAGCACUUAGAGGGCUGUUCAGUCUGGUGGUGUUUUUAUCGGCCUAGCUCUCCGUAUCCACAUGAGCUGCAAUAUGUAUUAACUAGAUCCCUGGUUAUGCUGUCAACACGUAGCCCUUCAUCUGAGAACUGUUGAGUGUGGUGCUGUUUCUUAUCAGCCUAGCUCUCCAUAUCCACAUGAACUGCUGUAUGUAUUAACUAGAUCCAAUGUUCUGUUGUAAUCCAUUCCUUUUCAUGAUAACAUUGCAUCUGGUUAGAUAUUGAAAUGUACUGUUAUAAUUCUGCCUUUGCGUUGCAUUGUUUGGUAUUGUAUCAAUCACUUCGCUUUAGUUGCCAACCACUAAUGCUUCAUGUGGUGUUUAAUCUUAAGAUAAGCUCGAGAAAUGAAACUUGUACUGAUUAGCAGAAGAAAGGUUAUCAUGGUCAGGCUCAGGUCCCAGAUUGUGCUUCCCAUUUGAUUCUGUGCAAAGGCCGUGUUGAGUAUGACAUGAAUUACAUGCCAUUCUUGCAGGUAUGAAUGCCAGGAAUUCUGAGAAUCAAUUCUUGGUGUCAUGCCUCACCAUUGGGAAGCAUAAAAGGAAACACAAGGAACAAAUGUUGUGAAUAACGUGCACAAGCCCAGUGAGCACAAUCCGCCCGGAAGCAUGUUACUAACAGAUUAUCCAAAGUGAUCAAGAAAGCUGCAGAUCUGGCUGGCUCAGCAGGCUAAAGGAAACGACAUGGUAGAGGCUGUUGACGUCCUUGGUCUUCUUGGCUAGCCGUUCAGAUAUACGGGUCUCCAAAUUGCUGUCGCUUGUUGGUGUCUACUUUCCACUUGAAUUUGUGUCUUCUGCUGAUCUUGCAUUGAUGGAUCAUCUUCAUCAUCCUCACUCACCCCAUCAUUAUCCUCACACUCAUUAUCAACAUAUUCGUUCUCUUCGUCAUCAUCCUCACUCUGAGAAUGUUUGAAGAAACAAAUCCAAUAAUGCAGUGGUUGAAUGAGGAUGAAAAGGAUCCAAUCAUGGAUGGACCCCAUGCUGUUUGUGCUGUGUUUGAGAAAAUAAGGUGCUUCAACUCAAGCAGAAAAGCUUCUUAUGUUGUUACAAAUGGUAAUAACAAGAAAAGAAAGAUGAAUGAUGAUGAAUAGAAUGAGUAUGUAGACAUUGAGAGUGAGGAUGAUGACGAAGGGAAUGAAUAUGUUGAUUAUGAGAGUGAGGAUAAUGAUGGGGUGAGUGAGGAUGAUGGAGAUGACCCAUCAAUGCAUGAUCAGCAAGAGACACAAAUGCCAAUAAAAAAGGAGACACAGAUUCAAGUGGAAAAGUAGACACCAACAAGCGACGGCAAUUUGGAGACCCGUAGAUCUGGACGGCUAGCCAAUAAGACCAAGGACGUCAACACUACCAAGUUGUUUCCCUAAUUUUUUUUAGCAAAAUUUGCUGGGAUAUGGUAUUCAUGACCUCACCAAAGGGUCAGAUUGCAAAGUUCCAGUCACUGCUGCAAGAGGGGCAAGUGUAUUUAUGUGCAGUAUGUGGAAGUCGCUCCGGUGAUCUGGCCGUAUCGGACAAUGUACCACAGAUUUGAGAUCAUGUUUAGGGCUUGGACUAAUGUCACAAAGGUAAAUGUGGCAUGUUUGCUGCCUUUGAUUCCAGUUUCGUAAGUUCUUCCCAGAGGAUGGAUCUACGUAUCAUGAUUUUGUCGCAGCCGACAGUGCUUCAAGUGCAGGUGUAGUGUAACUGCCUGCUCUUCUUGAGGUCUUGUUGAAUCCUGGAGCGCUACUACUGCGGGAUGUGUUGGUACACAUAAAAGCCACUUGAGAUAUCAAGUUAUGAUGUUUAAUUUCUUCAACUGAUAGGAUGGGUUACCUGUGAGGUCUUACCCAUGCAUUCCUGUCAAGCUUACAAGAACCACGUUUCGCAAUGAAGGCAAGCACAUAAAGCACCAUUAGUUGAUUCCUUUGUAGUAAUGAAUAAAUUCAAUCGAUGGUUAUGUAUUUUACUGUUCCAACUGUGUUAUACAGUUAUGCCAUACUUGAUGUGUACCGUGUGUCCGCGGCUAACUUAUUGUUGUACACAUUUAUUCCGACAUACUUUUGUUCGGGUGAAAUAAUUUUUUGA
Messenger RNA from Triticum dicoccoides, 3277 nucleotides. RefSeq lists its product as uncharacterized. The transcript is spliced from 10 exons. Gene Ontology annotation, molecular function: protein binding. NCBI's taxonomy places the organism in Eukaryota, Viridiplantae, Streptophyta, Magnoliopsida, Poales, Poaceae. The record is from RefSeq and is a predicted model, not a curated record. Bases 53 to 1168 code for a protein of 371 amino acids.